This is a messenger RNA of Penicillium mononematosum, 456 nucleotides long. Its product is annotated as serine/threonine protein kinase. The transcript has 2 exons. NCBI's taxonomy places the organism in Eukaryota, Fungi, Ascomycota, Eurotiomycetes, Eurotiales, Aspergillaceae. The record is from RefSeq and is a predicted model, not a curated record. Bases 1 to 456 code for a protein of 151 amino acids. Gene Ontology annotation, cellular component: mitochondrion.
AUGAGUCCCAACGACAAGGCUCAAAUCGACGAGCUCAUCCGGCGGGAAAGUCUUUUUUAUCUGUACCGCGUCUUCAACGGGGGACUAAAUAAAAUGCAUCUCAAAGCUCUACAAGAUCCUUUGAUUCUAGCACGUCAGCAUCUAGUGGAUUGUGCAGGCCGCCAGUGGUCGGGCAAUCUCAUGACCUUACGAGGAGCUUUGAUGCGCAUACGUGCUAUAUGGUCCCACAUCCCGUGGAAGGAUGAGAGUCCUGAAUGUCCUAUUGAAUUUUCAGGGCAGGAAAUUGGUGACCAAAUUGAAAACGAGCCAAUGUGGGACAAUUUAAACACGCUUUACGACUAUGCCACCAAACGAAAUCAGUCCCUCAAAGCAGAAUUCUCCGAUGGUGGCAGUGCAGAUGAGCUUGAGAAAAUCAAGCGAGGCUGGCCUUUUCAGGAUCAUGAGGAGUUCUUUUAG